UGCAUCGUCUUUUUCCACGUUCCAGCCCUAAGCAUCUUGGGAAGGAGAAAGUGUUGACGAGUCAAACACCAUUUUUCCCUUUGAAAUGUGCAAGUCCUUGAAUUGUUUUCAAACAUAUUUGUAUACUAUUUUAAAGCUUGUUUAAACUGUCGUGGCAACCAUUGAAAUGGGACGGUUGAGUCGCACAGAGCGUAGCGGCAGAUACGGCGGCAACGAUCUGGGCCGGGGUGAGUCAGAGUGGCGUGAGAGGGGAGAGCAGGACAUGCGCCGAUGGGGAGAAGAGAGACACAGCGAACGCUACGAUGGAGGAGAACGCCGGGGGAGCAGAGGCAGUCCAGAGCAGAGAGACAGGAAGCGACGGAACAGCGAUAGAUCUGAAGACUGUUACCACUCUGAUGGAGACUACCCUGAGCAGGAAUACAGGGAGGAGCCAGGGGAGGAGAAGGAGAGUAAAACCAUCAUGCUCCGGGGCCUAUCUCUUCACAUUACAGAGGGAGACAUCCGAGCUGCCCUGGACCAGCUGGAGGGACCCCAGCCAAUAGAUGUCCGCCUGAUGAAAAAGAGAACAGGUAUAAGCCGAGGUUUCGUCUUCGUGGAGUUUUAUCACUUGCAAGAUGCUACCCGAUGGAUGGAGACCAAUCAGAAACUCCUGGUCAUCCAAGGCAAGAGUGUGGCCAUGCACUACAGCAUCCCGCGACACAAGUUUGAAGACUGGCUCUGCAACACUUGCGGCCUGUACAAUUUCCGGAGGAGGCUGAAGUGCUUCAGGUGUGGAGCAGCUAAAGCUGAGGGUGAGACCAACACCACUGGAGUCACAGAGAUCCAGCCGAGUGGAGACUACUACGGCGACACAAUCAUCCUGAGGAACAUAGCCCCUUUGACCACGGUGGAGGCCAUCUUGACAGCCCUGGCCCCCUACGCCAACCUGUCACCCAGCAACAUCCGUCUCAUUAAGGACAAACAGACGGGCCAGAACAGAGGCUUCACCUUUGUACAGCUCUCCUCCCCUCUGGAGGCAUCUCAGCUUCUAACCAUCCUACAAGGACUACAGCCUCCUCUCAAGCUGGAUGGAAAGACCAUUGGUGUGGACUAUGCCAAGAGUGCCAGGAAGGAUCUCUUGCUCCCAGACGGUAACCGGAUCAGUGCCUUCUCUGUGGCCAGCACAGCCAUCGCUGCUGCCCAGUGGUCCUCCAGCCAGCCUCAGCAGGGUGCUGAAGGACAUCUGUCAGAGUACAGCUACCUAGAGGAGGGCUACGCUCCCUACACACAGGACUACCAAGCCUACUACCAGCAGGCAGCAGGAGACCCUUCCCAGGGGAAUGGAAUACUGGGAGCGGCUCCAGGUGUCCCAGCAGCUACAGGAGUGGUGAUCUCACAAGGUGCACAGGUCUACCAAUCCAACCUCAUCAGUCACACUGCCACACAAGCGUUGCAAUUGGCCCAGCAACUGGAAGCCAAACAGACCGGAAUUCACUCGGCAGCUGCGAUGACAGCGCCGGUUUCCACAGCCACAGCGACACUCUCUGGACUGGCCACUGACACAGCUGUACCUGAUACCUCUACCUACCAGUAUGACGAAUCCUCUGGCUUCUACUUCGACCCUCAAACAGGCCUCUACUACGACCCAAAUACCCACUACUACUACAACUCCCAGACGCAGCAGUACCUCUACUGGGACAGUGAGAAGCAGACGUACGUCCCUGCCUCAGCCGCCGACCAAACUGAGCAGAGUGCGAAUGCAUCAGCAGCAGCUAGCAACGAGGCUAAGGAAUCCAAGGAGAGGAAACAAGAAAAGCCCAAGAGCAAAACGGCUCAGCAGAUCGCUAAGGACAUGGAGCGCUGGGCGAAGAGUCUGAACAAGCAGAAGGAGAACUUUAAGAGCAGCUUCCAGCCCGUCAGCCAGGAGGAGAGGAAAGAGGCCGCGGCCGCUGACGCAGGCUUCACACUCUUCGAGAAGAAGCAGGCUGGAAGCUUGGAAAUGCUGAUGUCAGAAGCAGUGCAGCGCCCUGAGGAGCAGGCCCCAACCAACUCAGCCAAGGUUGGUCUGGUGGCAGCCUAUAGUGGUGACAGUGACCCAGAGGAAGGGGGUGCAGCAGAGCCGGAGCACGGUGGUGAGCAGGACCAGCUGACAGACUGGAAGAAGAUGGCGUGCCUGCUGUGUAGGAGACAGUUUCCCAAUAAGGACGGCCUGGUGCGCCACCAGCAGCUCUCAGACCUCCAUAAGCAAAACCUGGAGGUCCAUCGCAGAUCUAAGCUGAGUGAGGCCGAGCUGGAGGAGCAGGAGAGGAGAGAGACCGAGAUGAAGUACAGGGACCGGGCUGCGGAGAGGAGAGAAAAAUACGGCAUCCCUGAACCCCCAGCACCCAAGAAGAAGAAAUUCACUGCACAGCCAGCACCAGUCAUUAACUAUGAACAACCCACCAAGGACGGUCUGAACAGUGACAACAUAGGGAACAAGAUGCUGCAGGCCAUGGGAUGGCAGGAGGGCAGAGGUCUGGGCCGUAACCAGCAGGGCAUCACUGCGCCUAUAGAGGCUCAGCUGAGGGCAAAGGGGGCUGGUCUUGGAACCAAAGGCAGCAGCUACGGCCUGUCUGCCUCCGACACAUACAAAGACGCUGUCCGCAAAGCCAUGUUUGCCCGCUUCACUGAAAUGGAGUGAUUUGCCCAAUCCACCUGCCUCCUAAGAAUGGACACAUCCUUCUGGACCUGGGCCCAGAUUCACGAAACACUUCUUAUGCAAAAACUUAAGAAGCUUCUUAAGGAUAUAGAAAGAUGUUUGUAAGUGCAAUUCCUCAACAGUAUCUGAAGAUUUUAUGAUUUUUCUUACCAUCUUCUCAAAUAUCUUCUUGGGAUGUUUGUUGCUAAGCAACCGUUUUAACUAGCAAUGCCAAUCAUGUUACCGUAUUUCUUACUGAGAUCACUAUUCUAAAACAAGUUCUUGGGUUUAAAUAAUCAAUACUGAUACUUUCAGAUGAAGUUUGUGUGAAUUAAACAUGUUCAAUUGUUUUCAAUUGCAUUUUCUCUCACUGCCCUGAGUUUAAGACAAGGGUUUCGCUAUCUUGGAAUUAACAACAUUUCCAUGAACUUUAUUUUCAAGAAUCUAAUUUCUUAACUUUUUGCUUAAGGAGAAGCAUAAGAAAUGUUCCAAUAACCCUUUUUGAGGAAUAGCAUCUUUACUUAGUCCAUAGUUAAGGAAAAAAUGGCAGUUAAGAAGACAUUUCUUCAUAAGAAGAUUUUGUGAAUCUGGGCCCUGGUCCUAUGUUCCCUUCCUUUCUGUGUGGGACCAUCACCCAGGGGUAUCCUAACAUCCUUCCCUACAGUCAUCCAUUAAAAGACACCUUGAGAUGAGCUGAAGGGAUUGUAAUGGCGGCAUGGAGAAGAUGACACGCUCGAUAAGGGGAUUGGAUUGAGAAUUAUGUUUACUGUACUCAUUAGCCUGGCAGGGAAGAGAGGCAUAAAGAAAGGACUGGUCUUUAAUGGAGAAAGUGUAAAACUAUGAAUUAUGUAACUUAUAAUUUGUGUAUAUAUACGCACAGGUCAUUAUUUCCUUCUGUAAGAAUGAAGAUAUAGACAUGUUUUUCUCCUUUUGUUGUGGCAAUAGUAUUUAAAUUAUUGUACAUUCUGUAUGAUAUGCUUUCUCAUUUUGUACAGAAAAUAUUAAAUAAGAUUGAUCACUCAA
Oncorhynchus mykiss (rainbow trout) is the source of this 3679-nucleotide messenger RNA. RefSeq names its product RNA-binding protein 5. Gene Ontology annotation, biological process: mRNA splicing, via spliceosome. Gene Ontology annotation, molecular function: RNA binding. NCBI's taxonomy places the organism in Eukaryota, Metazoa, Chordata, Actinopteri, Salmoniformes, Salmonidae. Gene Ontology annotation, cellular component: nucleus. The record is from RefSeq and is a predicted model, not a curated record.